This is a messenger RNA of Adineta steineri, 330 nucleotides long. The record is from the annotation of a GenBank genome assembly. Lineage: Eukaryota; Metazoa; Rotifera; Eurotatoria; Adinetida; Adinetidae.
AUGCUGAUACGAAGUUCUGACAGUAAUCAAUAUAUUCAUAAUAAUUUGUCAUUAUCAUCAUCGUUUGAUAUGGAUGAAAAUUGUACAAAUGAACUUUCAUCAACAAUUUCUACAAAUACAUUUCCGAAUUCAUUUCUUAUUAUAUUAGUUUUAUCAAUAUUAUGUAUAUUUGGCGUUUGUUUUAUGAUGUUUGGCCCAUUACAACGAUCUGAAGCUCAUAAACGUAUAGAAAAUUUUACAUUUGGUCGUCAUCCAAUAUUCAAUGUUGAUCAUCGUGAACAAUCAAUUGCGACACGUUAUGAUGACUCAAUGGAAUUUUCAAAUAUUUAA